Messenger RNA from Ostrinia furnacalis (Asian corn borer), 2208 nucleotides. RefSeq lists its product as uncharacterized. The coding region runs from base 449 to 2191 and encodes 580 amino acids. Lineage: Eukaryota; Metazoa; Arthropoda; Insecta; Lepidoptera; Crambidae. The transcript is spliced from 2 exons. Gene Ontology annotation, molecular function: protein binding. The record is from RefSeq and is a predicted model, not a curated record.
AGUGUCAUCAUAAUGUCAUUCUCGUCAGAUUCUCGUUUCUCUCUCGUCUCGAACGAUUUGUGAUUUUAUUGAUUGUGUUGUUUUCAUUGGGUGGUAGCCAUUAAACAGAAUAAUCAUUGAUUGUGAUUGUAAUGCUAUUAUUUGUAUUCUCUAAAACUUAUUGCCCUUACGCUCCACCGUGACUUUAGGUUGGUGGUAUUCACAUUCAGUCCGCAACUUCGAUAACGAUUACUUCUUGGAAAUGGAAAUUAGAAGUAGAAUAGUGUAAAGGAGGAAACUGGAUUUGAAAACCCAUGUACCACUGACAUUUCACUAAGAAGCAAAUCGGCAAUGGGUUGGUGAAUUAAUUUCCUAUUACACACAUAAGUUACCAACUCAUAGGAGUACUGUACUGUAUGGUGCAGGAAUUUUGUGAUUUAUUUAUAACUUUUAUAGUUAAGCUUUCAAAAUGAUUAUUAGUGAUUUACCAGAAGAAGUGAUUCUCAUAAUUUUAAGGCAAUUAGAUUUGAUAUCUUUAAUUAAGUUAUAUGACGCCUCAGAUGAUAUUUUGAGAAAAGUUCUGACACUACCUUGUGCAAUAAAGGAAUGGCACAUGUCGCUAAGUUGUUUGGCAACUGUACAAACUUUCAAAUGUAAUCUCUUUAAGGAUGCGGCCCACCACUUACAAGUUUUGAAUUUAUGUAGUGUUAAAGAUUUGCGUAAAACUAAUAUCAUACCAGUCUUAAAGAGGAUGAAAAAUUUAAAAUCCCUUGAUGUCUCUUAUACAGAAAUUAAAUUCUUAGACUUUUUUGACAUGCAUGAUGCUUGUCCUACCAUCAAUAGUUUAUGUAUCAAUUAUAGUUUUGAAAAAGGUAAAGUUACAUUUUCAGAAAGUCAGGUACUGAGAGGUCAAGAUGUAUUUGAAAAAAUGGAAAAUUUGCAUUUAAUUGGCAAUGCCGUUAAUUUGUUGUAUACAAAUGUACCGGGAUAUUUUUUGCAAAAAGCCAAUUUGAAUACUUUAAAAUGUACCAUAAUAAAUGAGCCGACUGGCUAUGUAGAAUGUGAUGGAGAAUUUGAUGGAAUUAUUAAAUUCAAACAAUUUUUUGUUUAUUUCAUGAACUUAGAACUAAGUUAUGGACCUUAUUAUGGCAUGUCCAUGUUCAAUAUGUUAAUUAAAGAACACUAUGAAUUUAUAAUAAUGUAUAACAGAAUAACUUUAGAUGAUGUAAUAGUGUAUGCUACUCCUGUAUUUGAAGAGUUUUUUAAAGAAAAGUUUAAUAUCAAGAUAAGAGGUAUGCCUCAGUAUAAUAAUCAACUCACUGGAAACAUGGCUGUAUUAAUAUUUAAAAAAGAAGAUACUUGUUUUAACAAUACAUUUUUCUCGAACUUAUUUCAUAGGCUGAAAGACUGUUUUCCAGUAUAUUUCGAAUAUGGCAGUAAGAACCCUGUACCAGAUAACUUUAAUUGGUAUUAUACUACUCCUACAGUACCGCCGAUAGGUGAUUUCAUUGUAGAGGAACCCUACGAAUUUAAAAAAAAGAGGAUCGGUAUCCCGAAUUUUAUACUUAAUUUGGAUGAGCCUUUGAAAAGUAAAAAUAAGGUUCAAUUGACUGUUUCAUUUCUUUUGAACUAUGUUACCCCUAUUACUUUAACACCAAGUUGUGAUUUUUUGUCAAAACUAACGUUUUUAAGUUUAGCUGGUACUGUGCGAUACAGUGUUGAGUUCUUCAAUGUUCUGUUUAGAUGCUGUGCAAAUCUUGAAACGUUAGAUAUUGUAGCGUCAUCUGUAUCGCCGUGCGUGUCGUCUAUAUCCCGAUCGGUACCAUUGAGCAAAACGUUGAAGAACCUGCGCUUGACUGAUAGGAGGUUUGAUUAUAAUACAUUUUUCCAAUCUCUUAGUCAAUGUAAAACAUUGGAAAAUAUUCACGUGCUCGAUCGUUCAUCGGAAACUACGAAUUUGGCAGAUCCAAGCACCCUAAUUAGAAAUUGUAAAAAUUUAUAUAGCAUCUGUUUACAAGCAUGUAUGAGUACCGCAACCAAAAAGAGAAUGAUUAGUGUUUUUAAUAACGCAAAAUCUUCUAUGAAUAUGCAUCACUUGGAUAUUAAAUUGUGCCAAAUAUUUUUGUCACACGACGUUGAAGGAUUUGAGUAUGAACCAUUUAUUCAUGUUUUUAAUGUUUAUCCAAUUAAAAGCGACUUAAAAUUUUUAUGAGAGUUAUUAAUCCUUGC